Messenger RNA from Salvelinus sp. IW2-2015, 2338 nucleotides. The record is from RefSeq and is a predicted model, not a curated record. NCBI's taxonomy places the organism in Eukaryota, Metazoa, Chordata, Actinopteri, Salmoniformes, Salmonidae.
GGUUGUUGAUGAUUAGCUAGAUGUGUCAGACUUUUGAGGCAAAAGGCCCAAGCAUUGCUUUGCCUCAGACGUUGAUGGGAUUACUUACAAUGGUUAAAAAAGCUUCAUACAAUAUUGUUUAAUUGCUCAGUCCUGGCAGCAUUAACAGCCACCAUCCACUACCUCCCCCUUUGGCUUAGACAUAUGAUUGGACCUUUUCUGACCUGCCUACCCCAACUCCCUCAUAAACCUCUACUCUAUCAGAAGCCCUCGGUGGAAGCCCACCCCUUCCUCACCUACCACGCUCCUUUCUUUUCUCCUCUUCCCUUAAUCUCUUCCUCUAACAGACAGCCAACAGGACUUAGUUCCCUAAAGUUAUAUUUGCCUGGCUAGUCUACUUGGCUGCACUGGAGACAGGGGUUUGUAGUUGAUUUCCUUUCUUGACAAGUGUAAGCAAUAAGCUGAUGCCAAUCAUUUGACUGGCUUUAACUUGUUCAAUUGUUACAGAUCAGUGCAGACAGGUAGCUAGUCUAAAGAUCAGACUCUUCCUGGGUGGGGAUGGAUGAGCCACCUACCACUCAUGCAUUGUGUAAGAGGCAGGAACAUUGGUAUCCUGCUUUGAGAUACAGAUUACAUUUUUAUUGUCAUUAUCUACCCACCAGCUAGAGUUUCCAUUUAGGGUGUACUGUUAUCUGUUGUGACACAAUGUCACAGGCGAUUGGCUGUUUUAUUGUUUACUAGUACUGUAUAAGCUCACGAAACUAACUGAUUUCCUCUAACUGACUGGUUUCCUUUAACCACCCCCUUGUUGUGGGUGGUGUGGGGCUGGAAGCUCCUCUGGAAUGUCACACAUUCCACCGUACCACUCUCUACUGCUGGACACUGAGUGGAAGGUUUGAUGGGUCUGAGCUGACUGACUACUCAACACACAAGUCCACUACCUGAGACAGCCAUUAAGGUGAACUGCCUGGGAUCAUGUGGGGUCUCCAACAAAAUGAACGACAUGUCAUGGACACUGGAAGAGCAAUACUUCAGCAGCACACUGUCUGUAGCUGACAAAGGUACCCUGGCAGCUGGCGAGCACAGCUUCCCUUUUCAAUUUCUCAUUCCAGUGGCUGCCCCGACCUCCUUUGAAGGGCCCUUUGGUAAGAUUGUUUACCGUGUGAGAGCCGUCAUAGACACACCUCGCUUCUCCAAGGACUACAAGGCCCAGAGGCCCUUCUACCUACUUAACCUGCUCAACCUCAACCAAGUGCCCAACAUUGAGCAACCCAGUUAUGCUGUGACCACUAAGAGGUUCAGCUACCUCCUGGUGAAGACGGGCACCCUCAUGAUGAAGGCUUGCAGUGACCAGAGGGGAUACACACCAGGCCAGAUCAUCAGACUAGCCACUGAGAUCCACAACAAGUCAGGCAAGGACACGGGCUGUGUGCUGGCCAGCCUCAUACAGAAAGUGACUUAUAAGACCAAACGGGCUGUGUUCGACCUGCGGACCAUAGCAGAGGUAGAGGGGGCGGGAGUGAAGGCGGGGAAACACGCUGAGUGGCGGGAGCAAAUCAUCGUACCGCCCCUCCCCCAGUCUGGCCUGGCCGGCUGUAGCCUUAUAGAGAUCGAUUACUUCAUCCAGGUAUCACUAAAGUCCCCCGAGACAGUUGUCACUUUACCCAUCUACAUCGGGAACAUCGCUGUCAACUUGAUCCCGUCACGACCUAUGCCCUCAACUCCAGCCCCAACAACCAUCAGCCCCAACCCCGGCCCAGAAGGGGUUACCCCGAGCGCGCCCCCGGCUGAGGAGGACUUGGAAGAGGUGUUGGGUGCAGGGGGUUCAGUCAGCGAGGAGAUCCCCACAAAGAGUCACUCCCAGCAGGACCAAUCCGGCCAGCCCCCCACCAUGUCCCCCAGUGCAUUCAGCUACGCUCCCGGUGCAGCUUUCCCACCCAGCCAGCGAUGUGCCAAUGACACCUCGGCGCCUCUGUUCUGUGUGUCUACUGGGGCCACCAUCCCCUUCUUCACAGAAGGAAACGCCACCCCAGUACCCACGUCCUGUCCUCUCAUACUCCCCCCUGAGUACAGCACCUGGGACUACCCACAUGAACCCCCUCCCACCUAUGAGGAGAGCUGCAGCAGCAACAACUCCAGCUUCAACAACAGCAGGCCGUAGAGGAGAGGGGACUGAGCAUAAUGCAGCUCAAAACUGCAAUUACCCUCCCUACAGGACAAAUAGGGUACUGCAGCCCUAGCUCCAAGGGGACAGAAGACGCUAACCUCCUAAAUGUUACACUUAAACAGGGCUCUCCAACCCUGUUCCUGGAGCUACCCUCCUGUAGGUUUUCACUCCUACCCUGUUCCUGGAGCUACC